Molecule: messenger RNA, 5323 nt
Organism: Fopius arisanus
Lineage: Eukaryota; Metazoa; Arthropoda; Insecta; Hymenoptera; Braconidae
Source: RefSeq, a predicted model, not a curated record
ACUGAGUACAAGUACUGCUAUGACCUAGUUCUUCACUACGUGCUGCAUUAUCUGAACAAGGAUAUGAAUGAAAAGAAGUGAGAAAGCGAGUUGAGGGACGAGCUGUGGUUCAUCGAGUUCGGGCGUGGAGCAGCUCUGCCUUUGACGCCCGAGGAGGCGCCAACCGAUGGUGAGCCAAUAGUUCCAUGCGCCCAGGGUCGCAUUGUCAUUGAAACAACUCAUUCGGCGCCGCCCCACUUUGCCCAGUGCUUAAAGUACCGGCAUGCCAUUAUUGUUGAUGAAGAAUCACCACGUGUAUCUACAUCAUCGCCGGGUUCUUAUCCGCCGGACGUGAGUCGUGGUGCUGCAUCGAAAAUUUUUUAUCACCGUCAACACUCGAUAAUGCCUCAGAGUCCAGCGACUAGACCAGAGGAUCUGCGGGUAACGCCCUGGUAUGGUGAUGAGUCGGCAAUAGAUUGUGUUACACCAGGGCCCAGUGACCAGUGCUCGUAUCCCUCAUCAUCAUUUAUCCGUAAUGGUAGGCAAAUUGUGGGAGGUACAAUUGAUUUGAAUUCAACGAGAGGCAGUAGUGCAGAUAGUGAAACGUCUAUUCCUAAAGCAUCUGUACCUAGAAAAGCGUACAUGGAUCUGAGUGAUGCUAUGGCACUACUUGAUGAGACUUGUCCCAAUCCCGAUGCCAGUCCCUCACUCACGCCCAGAACACCCAGAACUCCUCUAACUCCACAUCCCAGAAAUAAACGGGCUCGAUCAAAGAGCAGUGACAAUUCCUCGAAUUACAGUAGUGAUCGAUUGAGUGAGCGAGCGUCGGAUUCGAGUAAGGAGAGGGAGAGGCGUCGUCCAUUUUUGAAGAAAAUUGGAAUAUCAAAAACAGAGGAUCGACCGUUUCUUUCUAAAAUAGCGCCUAGAAUUGUGGGUAAGCCUUAUCUAGAGAAAAUUGGACCGAGCAAAGCUGUUGAAAAGCCAUUCUUGGAUAAAAUUGGCUCUUCUAAAACUCUUGAUAAAUUCUCCUUUGAUGCGAUCAGAGAUUUGCCGAGAGCUAUGAUGAAAAGAACUCAUACAACAACUGUUGAGCCAGCACCUAUUCAGAGAACUCGGAUAGAGGAGUCCAAGGAUUCGGUGUUGGUUGUUGAAGAAGAAACAGAGCAGCCUGAUGUCAAUCAUGUUGGGGUGGAGAGAAAACGCAGUGGUAAAGGUCUUUUGUUGAAAAUGUAUUCGUUUGAGACUGAGGAUUUGGAUGAGGAUGCACUCAAUACUGAAAAAGUACGGAGAGAUGGACUUCGUGGGGCAUCACUCGAUGAUGUUUUGAAUUCUGGUCCGAGCUCGUUGCCACCACUUGAGGAUGUUGAGGAGCUCGCUAGUCCGAAAUUCGAGACGACUUUCACUAGCUCUGCGGAGCUUGUUAAAUGUCGAGUGACCACUAGCGCAGAAAUUGUUUCGUCGAGUACUGGACAUCUUAAUUCACCGGUCAGGGGAGCAGUCAGUUGGAGUAAUUCUCCAAGAUGGCCACAACAGCCACCAGUAUCCAGAACCUUGGAAAGAGAGUUCACCUCGAGAGCAGUACUUCAGAGUGAUGGAGAGAGUAUACCCAAUUCUCCAGCAAGGUGGAGAGACUCCAAAGUCUCACCACAAUCGCAGAUACCGGUUCGGGGUAUUCCAAGGAAGACGAAAAACUCUACGUUAUCUGGGGAUCUCGAGGCUUCACCGACUAAAACGAGAAGACAAGUGUUGGAGGAGCCGCUCAAGUCGGUGAUGACUAGUCCAGAGUUUGGUAUUGAGGGAAUGAAUACAUCAACUGAUGAUGUGAAUAGAGCAGCGAGUGAAGAACUGCUGACGUCCAUCGAUAGGAGACAGAUUUUUCAAGAGAGUAUCGAGAAAUUCGGUGGCUCUGAUUACAUGACAUCGAGAACGCGGAGGCAAGUGUCCGAAGAUAUUCUUGAUAAGUCCGAUGACAAGAACGGAGACUUUGAGAGAUAUAACGACCAUAGACGAGGCAUUUCCUCGGAUAAUCUUCGAUAUUCACGAGAGACUAUUGUUGGCUCCGCACCAUCGGCGUCUUCACUUGGAUAUCAGAGUGGUGACUCUUCAUUCAUCAGUCAAAGGUCUUCGAACAACAGUCAGGACAUGCUACGAGGGGCAUUCAAGCAUCUCCACGAGAAAUUUGAACUUCAGGAAGUGCCACCAGAGAGUUACGCAGCUUUUAAAAUUCGAUCACGAGCUAAUUAUCAGACAGCCGAGAGGCAGAAGUUAGUUGCCAAGGAAACAACGAUUGGACCGACCAUUCAAGUUGGGAAAGUCUAUGAUAUAAAGUACAAAGAUUGUGGUAGUCAAGAAGUUAUGGAGAAUUCACCAUCCGAAAGGGAUAAUAGAGAGAAAGAGAGUAAGAAAGAGAAUGUUUCACGAAGUGGAACUGUCAAGUCAGUCCUCCGUAAGCAAGAGAGAGUGGAUCACGGUAACGAUCAAGAAGUGGAUUUGGCGGGGUCAGUGAGACGUCCAAUGAGGCGAAUAUUCCACGAGCCUUCCCAAGAGACAAUGGACCUACUGACAGAAUUGAAGAAAGUAAAGAGCUUAUUAAGAACCCCAUCGGAAGAGGGGAAAGACUGGGAAUUGGAUUUUCUGAAGCCAGCUCGAAUGCCUAAGAAAAUUUCACUGACUGAUAAAGAAUUUUGUCUGUCAGUGGAGCGUGAGAACAGCAUACGAAGGCCAUCGGUCUUGAAAAUUCAAGAAGGUAAUGGCAAAGUGGAUAGUCAUGAUCAAAAGGAGGUGUUGAAAAAAGAGGAAAUUGGUCCAGCCUUGUUUGAGAAGAGAUGUAUGUCCCUGGAUUACGCUGAUGACGUGAAACUACCGAAACCAGAGGCGCGAACUAUAUCUCUAGCUUCAGCUAGAAGAUUCGGAACAGAGGAGACACUCGACUCGUCGGAUCCGUGUAUUCUGUACGACUCCAAGAGCUGUCUCUCAGACGUAUUUACAACACCCACUGAUGACGGUGAAGAAAAAGUAGUCGAGAUCAAGCAAGUAGCCAAAGCCACUAACAACCACUUCCAGGAUGUCGACAUUGCCAUUCCCAUUGAUCAGACAAGCUCGAUCAGUCCGAAGAAGAGAGUCCAGAUUCAGGGGAGAACUAGUGAUCUCUAUGAAAUCAUCUCGCCAAGGUCUACUCCGUUCCGAGUUAAGAAACGACUUGGAAGAAUUUCAGUCGAGGAGACAGUUAAACCUGAAAGUUUUACACUGGAUAAAGUUGAUUGCAGGUCCGUUGCGACCCAGAAAAGGACCAAGUGCUUCCCCUUGUAACCCACGCCGUUGGGCCUGCGAUCGGCGGGGAAAUCGCUCUUUCAAACCACAAACGCGGGCUCCUUGGACCAUUUUUGUAUUUUCCUACGGUAUUAUGGAAAUUACCACGUUUCUUCGUUUUUGUAUUUUGCUCCAAUGCGGCGGGUUCUUUCUUUCGUCUUUCUCUGGCUGCUUAUUAAAAAUUGGCCGAUUGUUUUGGAGGGAGACUUUGUUAGCUUCUGCUCGAAUGCAGAAGCCAUUUUUAAUUGUAAAGAAUCAUUCUGAAAGGGAUUAUUCGAUGUACAUAAGUAUGUUCGUUAGGAUAUUACGUUACACUGAAAGUACACUUUGUGUUUUAUAUAUUCUAUAUAGCAAUUGAUGUUGCUUGUAUGUUAGUGCGAGAAAUUUAUAUUCUAACGAGAGAAAUAAUUAUUCGAUAUCGAGCUGGCGAUAACUCGGGCUUUUAUUUCCAACUAUUGAAAUUACGCGACAAACCCACCAAAUUCGAUUAACUGUACUCUAUUAUACUUAUGUAACAACUAAGACGAGCACUUUUUUAUAGAGAAAGAAUUUAAUAACUGAGAAUAACUUGAGAAUGAGCAGAUAAUUGAGAGAUCCAGAUGAUUUACUCACGUCAUCAUUCGUUUUACGAGACGCUAAUAAAUCAGUCCGUCUAGAAUUAACAAAUUAAGAAGUGUCUCGUUGGUUUCUCAACGUUCGAUUCUCCGCCAAUUUUUUCAAAUACAUCACGUUGGUAUUUAUAAAUCGGUAAUAUCCAACAUUGGGAAACCUUUCUUUACGAGCAGUGCCUUGUUCAUGGAUAUAUUUAUUUAAAAGAAAAACAAAUUAUAACUAAACACGUUACUGAAUUCCGGAAGCGGGCCGGAUUUUCCGAAAGGGUCCAUGGAGUUGCGAUCUCUAUUCUAAAUUUUUUUCCUCUUUUCGAUGCAAUGGACUCUCGAUAUUUGCAGCAUUAUCCACGACUGAAGGAUAACGAUUCGUUAAAGUCUGUUGCUUUCUAGAGAAAGUGAGAGUUGGAUGAUUUUAUUUUCGAAAUAAAAUCAGCGAUGCUGAGAUUCUACGGACGAAAGGAUACGAUAAACCAAUGGAGAAAUCUCUCAAGCGUCGUGAAUGGAAUUAAGGAAGGAUUCGGCAACUUAUCGAGAUUCCACUGUAAUAAAAAAAACCUAGAAUUCAACGAUAUCACGGCUUUCAGAGAAUUCUCGGUUUUUUACCUUUCGAGGUCUCAACUCCGACACAGAUGCGUCCGCCUGCCAAGCCUUUUUCCGUUCGGAGAGGCACGUGAUGAUUUAAAAUGCAACCUAAAACAUAAAUAAAUGAGGAGAAAUAAAGAAGCACUAUCGCUGAUGAUUAAUGAUAUAUUUAAAAAAUCUUAUUAUUAAUAAGUUCCUCUCGUAAUUCGUCUGGAUGUUUAAGUAGGGGAUGCGCCAUUGGAUAAACUUAAUAUACGGAAAGUAAAUGGAAAUGUAGAUAUUAUAAAUAUUAAUAGAUCAAUAUAUAUGGAGAAAAGUUAUAUGAAACAUUGUUACGGUGGCCGAAUAUUUGUAUGUAUCUUUUAAGUACGUGAAUAAGUGAUAUAUGGUAAUUGUUUACGCGAACGUGCCAAUUCGCUGUGACUGUUAUGUUGGAGAUAAGAAAAGUGCGGUGCAUUAUUGUGAAAAUAGGGACUAGAAUCUUCGCGUUGACGAUACAUUGUGCCAAAUGAAUCACAAAUAUGAGCUAGUUUCGUUCUAUUCUGUAUGUUGGAGAUUAUAUUCACGAAUAUAGGUGUGAUCUAUCGCAUAAGCAAUCGGGUAUGUGAAGGGAUCCUUGACAACGUCCUCGGGGAAUUUGGAAGCGUUCACCAAAGGCGAUCAUCUGUCGAGAAAAUUCAUAACCGAACGUUCUAAUUGGGGGUAUGUGAACAACUUUGUACACCCGGAAUGAGUGAACUACGUUUUAUAAACUGUGUGAUGAGUAAUUAUGAACAAAUGAUAAUGAAAUAAAAAAAUGUUGGUAUACACUGUUGUAAAUAAUAAAUAGAUUGUACGUUGUA